AUGGCUGCACCAAGGGAUCAGAAGGUACAGCUGCAGGAGGGGAGUUCUUCCUGCAAACGCAGUGAGCAGCCUUCCCACGAGGUGCUCUCGGGCUGCGCGGGCAGCCAGGAGCACACACGCAUUCGGAUCUGGGGCUCAGCCCUACUGAGGCGGCCGCCGCAGCACGGUGGCUCUUCCCCUGAGGCCUGUGGCCAGCGUGACGUGCAGGGGAAGGUCGUGGGAGGCACGGACGCCCCUGAGAAAAAGUGGCCAUGGCAGGUCAGCCUGCACUAUGCAGGUUUCCACACAUGUGGUGGGUCCAUCAUUGAUGAGUAUUGGGUCCUGUCCGCAGCCCACUGCUUUGCCAGGGAAAGGAACAUUGAGGCAUUUGAUGUAUAUGUGGGCCUUGUGGACCUCAGGGUGCCAGGCAGUCAUACUCAGUGGUUUGAGGUGCAUAAGGUGAUCCUGCAUCCCACACACAAAUUAUACCACCCUGUCGGAGGCGACAUCGCUCUGGUGCAGCUGAAAAGCCGCAUUGUGCUUUCCGACUCUGUGCGUCCCGUCUGCAUUGCACCCACAGACGUGAAACUUUGGAACCUUUCUUGCUGGGCGACAGGAUGGGGAUUCAUCUCCCAACAAGGCGACACCUCAGACAAGCUGCAGGAGGUGCAGCAGCCUCUGGUCCCACUCCGCCUGUGCCAGCUGCUCUACGGAGAUACGUCACACGUCCUGCCGGACAUGCUGUGCGCUGGGGACCUCGGGGACGUGAAGACUGUGUGCGAGGGCGACUCUGGGGGCCCACUUGUCUGUGAAUUCAACCACACCUGGACGCAAAUUGGAGUCGUGAGCUGGGGGCGCGGUUGUUCAUACCCUAUGUAUCCUGCAGUUUAUGCCCGAGUCUCCUAUUUCUCAAAAUGGAUUCAUUAUCACAUAGAACAUACACCCAUACCUCUUCAGCCGCUCCCCGCCCUCUCCUCCCCUCUGGUGGCUGCCGUCAGUGUCCUCAUGACCAUGUUGGCUGUCCUGUCAGUGAUAUAAAGGCCGAGGCCCCCACCCCAGCUUCCUCAUGGCCACAUGCCUCUGUCCCUACCCAUCUCCGGCCCCUCAGAUCUUCACACACCCGAGCAAGGUGAGGGCCACCAGCCAGGCCCACGUGCAGGGUCCAGGAAAAGGCUGAAAGGGCCACACCCAGGAAGGCAGAGGCUGGUCUCACUACAGAAGGGCAGGGGGACAUGGAAGGGCAGAGCGCCUUAGCUGAGUGCUCCGGACACCUGAGAUUCAGUAAGAUAUUAAAUAUUUACAAAGCAAGUGUCCCAGAAGUCCUGUGUCCUUCUUUGUGCAGGCUCCCUCAUGCAG
Vicugna pacos (alpaca) is the source of this 1335-nucleotide messenger RNA. The record is from RefSeq and is a predicted model, not a curated record. NCBI's taxonomy places the organism in Eukaryota, Metazoa, Chordata, Mammalia, Artiodactyla, Camelidae.